Molecule: messenger RNA, 588 nt
Organism: Drosophila simulans
Lineage: Eukaryota; Metazoa; Arthropoda; Insecta; Diptera; Drosophilidae
Exons: 2
Coding region: 15-380 (121 amino acids)
Molecular function (GO): protein binding
Source: RefSeq, a predicted model, not a curated record
UUUUGGUGGGAAAAAUGGCAUUCUAUCUGGAACACGUGUUCACUGGCGAUCGGUAUAACUUGGUCGACGGCAUCCAAGUUCUGGGGCGCCACUCCUCAUGCACCUGUGUAUUAAAGUACGACUACAUGUCGCGAUUCCACGCUCUUGUUCGCGUUGUUGGUGGCGACAUUUUCAUCAAGGAGCUGGGAAACAAUAAUGGCGUAUUUCUUAACUAUUGGCCAAUGCGAAUCGGCACAGGUUGGCACGAAGUAGUGGCGGGCGACAUCCUGUACUUUGGGGUACAGUUAAGCAUCGAUCACGAUGGAGAGGUCCCGAAUACGUUCGGAAUAUUCACCGUUAAAUCAUUUGAACAACCCAACGAAGAACCAUUAGUUUUCUGACUUGCUUAAACGUUGAACAGAUUUUAUACAAUUUAAAGUUUAAGAGAAAAAUGAUGAUGUACUCAAUAUACAUGUAUUUACUAUACCUCUACCUAUUGCUUCUUCACUUGGCUGGUAAUUAUGCAAGAAGAGAUCGGGCUACGUGUGCAGAUUUGUAAAGGAUUCCGUAUGACAACCGCCAUAAUAUUAAGUUGUAAUGGCCAGAAAG